This is a messenger RNA of Plasmodium malariae, 450 nucleotides long. Its product is annotated as ubiquitin-40S ribosomal protein S27a, putative. NCBI's taxonomy places the organism in Eukaryota, Apicomplexa, Aconoidasida, Haemosporida, Plasmodiidae. Gene Ontology annotation, cellular component: ribosome. Bases 1 to 450 code for a protein of 149 amino acids. Gene Ontology annotation, biological process: translation. Gene Ontology annotation, molecular function: protein binding; structural constituent of ribosome. The transcript is spliced from 3 exons. The record is from RefSeq and is a predicted model, not a curated record.
AUGAAAAUUCUUAUAAACAUUCCUUAUGAUGACUCGUUGUGUAUUGAGUCAUCUGAUGUAAGUACCAUAAAAAAUGUUAAAGAGCAAAUAUCUGUAUUAAAAGGCAUUCCUUAUGAGGUUCAAAAGUUAUACAAAAAUGGUCGUCCAUUAGGAGAUGAAGAAUUAAUUGAAAUUGACGAGUCCGAAUUUGCAUAUACUUUAAAUUUAAACUUCGGUUUACUUGGUGGUGGUAAAAAAAAGAAGAAGAAGGUUUAUAAGAAACCCAAGAAAGAAAAACAUAAAAAAAAAAAGGUAAAAUUGGCUGUACUUAAGUUUUAUAAAGUUGGAGAUGACGGAAAAGUAUUUAGAUUAAAAAGACAAUGUGAUAAUUGUGCCCCUGGAACAUUAAUGGCUUCUCAUUUUAAUAGAGACUACUGUGGAAGAUGCCAUCAUACAAUUAUAAAAAAAUAA